ACUCGAGUUCCUAGACUUUGUGCCCUCAGUAGUGAUGGUUGGCAUGAGCGUUCUCCGGUCUGCUGCUGCGUUUGCAGCCAGACUAAAUCCUUUAAAAUCAGGAAAUACUGCGGCUAAUUUGCUCACAAGGACAAUCCCACGCACAGAUAAAGUGGCAAUUCGCUGGGGAGGCCAUGGAAAGCAGAUGUUCAUCAUCAAACCCACUGAAUUUUAUGACAGGAGGUUUCUGCGCCUAUUGCAAUUCUACAUCUUGCUGACUGGAAUUCCGAUGGUUAUCCUUGUCACAUCUGUGAAUGUGUUUGUUGGUGAGGCUGAGCUGGCUGAGAUUCCAGAGGGCUAUGAACCCGAAUAUUGGGAGUAUUACAAGCACCCCAUCACCAGGUGGAUUUCACGGACCUUCUAUGACUCCCCGGCAAAAGACUAUGAGAAAAUGAUGGCUCUAAUCCAGAUUGAACAGGAGAAGGGCCAGUUGAGACGUACAGAGCUGGAGGUGCGUAAACACAUGAGAGAGAAGGGAGAUGGACCCUGGUUCCAUAUGCAGACCCUUGACAAGAAUCUGAUUGACAACAGCAUCAAGUCAACACCUGACAACUGAACCAUCCAGUCCAAUCACCUACUGUAUCAAGUCCCAUCUGUUAACGUUAUACAGUGAUGAAUGCCACUGUGUGUAUAUUUUUCCUCAUUGCUUUAAUAAAGUAUAUAUAACUGAA
This is a messenger RNA of Hypomesus transpacificus, 710 nucleotides long. RefSeq names its product NADH:ubiquinone oxidoreductase subunit B5 (gene ndufb5). Lineage: Eukaryota; Metazoa; Chordata; Actinopteri; Osmeriformes; Osmeridae. The coding region runs from base 35 to 595 and encodes 186 amino acids. The record is from RefSeq and is a predicted model, not a curated record. The transcript is spliced from 6 exons.